UUGAUGAGUAGAGAACAGUAAAGAUUCUGGUCACUUGAGAAUGUCAGAAGAGGCUUAGCUUAAACCAUUUGUAGCAGUGUAAAGAAAGCUACUUCUAACAGAACCCAUCCAUUUUUGUCCCCACGUUGCCACAAAGUUCUCUCUAUGCUUGAGUUCCACUGAUUCCCAAUCAAUCAAAUCUGAUGUAGAGCUCUCAAUUAUGGGCUUUGUUAGCUCUCAAUUGCCACUUAAUCGAAUUGCUUAAAUUGGCGCAACGACUGCAGAAAUAAUGCAGAACCUGGAGAACCAUGAAGGGUAUUCUUGGAGAUCAUCAGGCCGAGCCGAGGGAUACAUACAGAAUUGCUUAUAUCAUCCAUUUCUUGCUUGGAGCUGGAAAUUUGCUUCCCUGGAAUGCUUUCAUCACGGCCAUCGAUUACUUUGGAAAUCUGUAUCCGAAAAAGAACAUUGAGAAGGUUUUCUCUGUUGCUUACAUGAGUUCCUCAGUACUUGUUCUUGUUGUGGUAAUGAGUUCAGGAGGAUGGAGCAAGAGGCUGAGUUACAGAUUGAGAAUGAACAUGGGAUUUAGCCUGUUUGUUCUCUCUGUCAUGGUGGCUCCGGUUGUCGACUGGGUUUCAAAAGAGAGAUCGACCGGAGCCUAUGCCGUGACAGUGGCAUCAGUAGUCUGCUGUGGUUUGGCUGACGGCUUGAUAGGAGGAAGUUUGAUUGGAUCAGCUGGAAAACUACCAAAACAGUAUAUGCAGGCUGUUUUUGCUGGAACUGCCUCGUCAGGAGUUCUGGUUUCUCUACUGAGGAUCAUAACAAAGGCAUCACUUCCGCGGACGCCACAAGGGCUUCGAACAAGUGCUCACUUCUACUUAAUAAUCACCACAGUGAUCUUGCUAUGCUGCACUCUUUGUUGCAACUUGUUGUACAAGCUACCUGUUAUGCAGCAGCAUUUCAAGGAUCUUGAAGAUGAUUCACCCUACACAAGGCCAAAGUUAUUCGUCGACGUCGCUAGGAAAAUCAAACGGCCAGCGUUUGGGAUUCUGAUGAUUUACAUUGUGACCCUUUCAAUUUUCCCUGGAUUCUUAGCUGAAAACCUUUCAUCAAAGCUACUGCAAGACUGGUAUCCAGUUCUGCUGAUAACAACCUACAAUGUUGCAGAUUUCAUUGGGAAGGCUUUGACAGCACUGUAUGUUGUGAAGAGUAGUAACAGAGCUGUAUGGGCUUGCAUUGCUAGACUUAUGUUUUAUCCAUUCUUUGCAGCAUGUCUCCAUGGACCCAAGUGGUUGGGAACAGAAAUACCAGUUGUUGUUCUGACAUUUAUGCUUGGCCUCACAAAUGGGUAUCUGACAAGUGUUCUCAUGAUCCUCACACCAAAAACAGUGCCUGUUUCAGAAGCAGAGCUGUCUGCAAUUGUUAUGGCUGUGUUUCUGGGAGUAGGAUUGGUUUUAGGCUCAGUUCUUGGCUGGAUUUGGAUCAUAUAAAGCAUAAAAACUAUGUCAAUCUAUUUUCUACAGAUUUAUUAACAAAUAGUUUGUAUCAGCAUAUAUUCCCUCUGUUUUUUUCCUUAUGGUUUUCUUUCUUAUAACAAAGAAGACAUGA
Molecule: messenger RNA, 1584 nt
Organism: Tripterygium wilfordii
Lineage: Eukaryota; Viridiplantae; Streptophyta; Magnoliopsida; Celastrales; Celastraceae
Product: equilibrative nucleotide transporter 8-like
Exons: 2
Coding region: 288-1466 (392 amino acids)
Biological process (GO): nucleoside transmembrane transport
Cellular component (GO): plasma membrane
Molecular function (GO): nucleoside transmembrane transporter activity
Source: RefSeq, a predicted model, not a curated record